UGUGCGGGCACGGUUUGUUUUGAUUAGUGCGCUUUGUUCGUCCGUUCUUCACAGUCAGCGAAACGCUGGUAGAAAGGAAAACACAAGAAACUAGUGAAAGUGGGACAAAACAAUGGAAUUGUAAAGAGACAGACAGACACACAUACCACUGUUGUGCCAGCACGCGAACGGAAGGACAUGAGACACGGUAACAGCAUUGCAUGGGUACAGGCAGGAGUGAGCAAAUAGUUACAGUACAGCUGGAUACGAUACCGUGUGUGGCGGCAGCAAGCACGAACUAACCCCACCCAAAUGGAUGCGGCCAAACAGCGAGUGGGUGAUGUGGUCGGAGCUGUAAAGAAUAACCUAAGCAUGGCAACCGAAAGCGGUCUACGCGUGGUGCGCCAAUACUCCGACGAGGGACGUACGCUAGCACUGCGAACGCUGAGCGAAGCAAACAGUGAGGCAGGGACGGUGGUGCGUAACGCGUGGAGCAGCUUCAUCCAGCUGGUGCAGCGCUUGAAGACGUCGGCCCGGGAAGUGCUGGACCCGUCGGUGCUGUACGAAGAGCUGCGCAUAUUUUUCCGCGAUGAAAUCGCUCGAAAUAACGCAUUCGCGAUCCUGAUCGGUCUCGGGUUCGGUACGACCGGCGGCUUCAUGCUGGGCAUGUGGCUGGCCCGACCCCACCUGCCCACGCCGAUCAUGAAAUCGAUCGCGUCCACCUCGUUCCGCGAUCCGGACAAUGUGGUCGUCUGCCAGACGGCGGUGCCCCAGUUCCAGUCCGCCUCCGACAUACUGGUGCGGGUGCGGGCGGCCUCCCUCAACCGGAUCGAUCGGCGCAUCGCGUUCGGGUAUGGGCGCACGCUGCGGCGCAUGAUACGCACCUACAACAGUACGUACGAUCCGGAGCUGCCGCUCGUGCUGGGACGUUCCUGUGCCGGAAUCGUGGAAGCGGUCGGUACCGGCUCGAAGAGUGGGCUAGAGAUCGGGGACGAGGUGUGGCUCGCGACGCACUGGUACGAGCCGGGCGUGGCGUCCGAGUUUGUGGUCGUGCCGGAAACGCGCGUCUCGCGCAAACCGUUUCUGAUUGGGUUCGAGGGUGCGGCCAGCCUGCCGUACAGUGGUUCGAUCGCGCUUAACCUGCUCGACGAGCACCACCUGACCGAGCACACGUGCAAGGGCCGGCAGAUUCUGGUGCAGGACGCGUGCUCGCCGGUCGGGUGCGUCAUCACGCAGCUGGUGCACAAGUGGGGCGCCCACGUGACGGCCACCUGCCACACGCGCUCGGUGCCGGUGAUCAACAAUCUCGAGGAAAGAGGUGCGGCGGACAUCAUCACCUUCGACAACGAGCACUUCCGGUCGAACUUUAUCGACGUGAACGUGGAAAAGUCCAACUUCAUCAACGAGCUGACGUCGCGGCCCAAGUUCCACUACAUCUUUCUCACCACCCGGCUCGGGUACGAUUACAAGUUUCUCGAAAAGUUCCUUACCAAAGACGGUGUGAUAGUGGACGCGGUCGAGCCGGAACAGUCCACCGACGAUUACGGCGUGGUCGGGCGCUUCUUUCUCGGCACGUACGUACGGUGCCGGAAGGUGGCCGCGGUGCUGUUCCGCACCAGCGUCGACUGGGGCGGCCCACACCUGUGCCAUUUCGUGCUGGAACGGUUGGCCGGCUUCGUGAACGAUGAAACGCUCAAAACGGUCGUCGAUCGGGUCUACACACCGAACGAAGUGGAACGAGCGCUGGAACACAUUUGCAGCGAGAAAAGCAUCGGCAGUACGAUCAUCAGCUUCCGGUAGACGGAAGCGGAGUAGGCUACGAUCGCGAAAAGCGAACUGAACCACGAUUGCUUGCCCGACCACUGACUGAAUAGGGAAUAUCUUGGAAUACUACGAUGAAAGCCUUCAUUCUUCUUCUUUUUUUAACGAAACCGUUUUCUUCCCCCCGCAACCGGCUGAUUAUACUUAGAUAGAUGUUUUGUUUGUUUGUUUGUUGUUUUUAAACUGAUUAGGUCCAAUUUUUUAGCCACGAUUUUCUUAUUAAUGUUCUUCCGACCAGACCAGACUGGGCCCCCGUUUUUUGGCCAUCGAUUUUUCUCGCAUGGGGGGCGCACCGCACGCACGGUCGCUUUUGACAACGAUUCGAUAAUCGAGAAUAAUAAAAAAAAAAAGUAAUAAACAAAGGAAAGCGUGCAAAGACCGA
This is a messenger RNA of Anopheles arabiensis, 2182 nucleotides long. RefSeq names its product reticulon-4-interacting protein 1, mitochondrial-like. The record is from RefSeq and is a predicted model, not a curated record. Lineage: Eukaryota; Metazoa; Arthropoda; Insecta; Diptera; Culicidae. Gene Ontology annotation, cellular component: mitochondrion. Bases 292 to 1779 code for a protein of 495 amino acids. Gene Ontology annotation, molecular function: oxidoreductase activity. The transcript has 8 exons.